Molecule: messenger RNA, 1506 nt
Organism: Rhodotorula toruloides NP11
Lineage: Eukaryota; Fungi; Basidiomycota; Microbotryomycetes; Sporidiobolales; Sporidiobolaceae
Product: L-carnitine dehydratase/bile acid-inducible protein F
Exons: 5
Coding region: 1-1506 (501 amino acids)
Molecular function (GO): catalytic activity
Source: RefSeq, a predicted model, not a curated record
AUGGCCAACACCGCUUCGCAGGCCGCUGCGCGACUCUGGCAGCACGCUGGUCUCCCGCAGUCGACGCUCGAGCACCUGCACUUGCCCGGAGACGACCCGCUUCCCUCGUCAUUCCUCCUCGGCUCCGCUGCGCAGGCGACGAUAGGCGUGGCCGCUCUCGCCGCUGCUCAGCUUCUGGCGCUAAGAGCGGGAGAAGGGGUCGUCGACGUGGCGGUUCCAGUGCAGGACGCUGUCGCAGAAUUCCGCUCGGAGCACGUCGCAACUCUCGACGGCGAGGCGGUCUUCGAGUGGGAUGAGUUGGCGGGACAAUAUCGGACGAUGGACGGCUGGAUCCGGCCUCACACGAACUGGCGACACCACAAGGAGGGGUUUCUCGACUUGCUAGGUCUGCCGCACAACGCGAAGAAGGCGGAUCUUGCGGCCGCUCUGCUCGACCGCGAGGCGGACCAAGUAGCUGAGGCAGCUAUGGAGCGCGGACUGGUCUGCACAGCUAUGCGUUCCUUUGAGGAGUGGGACGCCCAUCCACAAGGCCAAGCUGCCCACUCUCGCGACGCCUCCGCUCCGUUCACCCUAACGAAGCUUGAUUCGAGGCCACCAAAGCCUUUCCCGCCGCUCAUAUCCCGCAAGCCGCUGGAGGGAGUCAGGGUGCUCGACUUGACGCGGGUCAUUGCUGGUCCUGUCGCGGGCAGAACGCUUGCAGCGUACGGAGCCGACGUCCUCUGGGUCACCUCUCCCAACCUCCCCUCUCUCCCCGGUCUCGACUUCGACACCUCACGCGGCAAGCGCUCCAUCCACCUCGACCUGCGCUGCCCUACAGACCGCGCAACAUUCACCUCCCUCCUCUCCACCGCGGACGUCCUCCUUCAAUCUUACCGACCCGGUGGCCUCAACUCUCUCGGUUUCGGCAUCGAAGAAGUCCGGAAGGUCAAUCCCGAUAUCGUAUACGCGUCCCUCACAGCUUGGGGAGCGGUCGACGGGCCAGCAGCGGAGAAGGGCGGACCAUGGGCGAGGAGGAAAGGGUUCGACUCGCUCGUUCAGUUCGCUUGCGGGAUGGGCGAGGCGGAGGGGAGAGCUUGGGGGGAGUUUGAGCGAGGAAGCGAGGCGAAGGAGAAGGAGACGGUACCGAAGGCUCUGCCUUGCCAAGCGCUCGACCACGGGUCAGGCUACAUCCUGGCCUUUGGCAUCAUGGCGGCUCUCUAUCACCGCGCAACGACAGGCGGCAGUUACCUGCUCACCAACACGCUCCUCUCGACCGCUCACUUCAUCCGCUCCCUCGGCCGCCGUUCGCCCUUCGAAGCGUUCGGUCGUCCUGACAUCAAAAUCGAAACAGUAAACGAGUUGAGAGCACGAGGGCAGAUGGCGACGUGUUCAGGCUUCGAGGGAAAGACAGUCGAGUAUGUACGGCAUGCGGCGAAAUUUGAGGGAGACGUCAAGGUUGGAUGGGAGCGGGCGCCAGCGGGACUCGGUGCGGACAAAGUAGAAUGGCUUCCUAGACAACACGAGUGA